AUGGAACUCAUACUCUUUAUAUCAGCAAUCAUUAUAAUGGUUGUGUCCAUUGUAAGUGUUGGUUUCAUAAUUGUUAGAGCUGCAAGGAGAGAGAUGCAUUUGUGUGCAUCACUCAUAAAACAAAUAGAGGCAACCAGACAAGCUGAAACUAAGAGUAUGAACAAAAGUCUAGCCAUAGCUAGUGCGAGCCAUGACAUUCGAGCUUCUCUGGCCGGCAUUACCGGUUUGAUAGAGAUAUGCUAUGAUGAAGUUGUCCCUGGUUCCCAAGUUGAAACAAAUUUGAAACAAAUGGAAGCUUGUAUCAAGGACCUUUUAGGUAUAUUAAAUUCUUUUCUUGAUACGAGCAAAAUUGAAGCGGGUAAGAUGCAAUUAGAAGAAGAAAGAUUUGAUGUGGCACAACUUGUUGAAGAUGUUGUUGAUCUUUAUCACCCUGGUGGUAUAAAGAAAGGAGUAGAUGUGGUUUUGGAUCCUUUUGAUGGGUCUCUUAUGAGGUUUUCACAUGUAAAAGGUGAUAGAGGAAAGCUUAAACAAAUACUAUGUAAUUUGUUAAGUAAUGCUGUGAAAUUUACUACAGAGGGACAUGUAACAGUUCGAGCUUGGGUUCAAAAACCGAGUUUGAAGAACUCAAUCGCUGCUUCGAACCGGAAUGGUUUAGUACUAAGACACUUGUGUUGCCUAUUCCACAAGAACAACAAAGCACAUCAUGAUGACAUGGAAACCAUGGAUGAUCCCAAUGCCAUGGAUUUUGUAUUUGAAGUGGAUGAUACAGGUAAAGGAAUUCCUAAAGAGAAGCAAAAAGCAGUGUUUGAAAACUAUGUCCAAGUGAAAGAAACAGCUCUUGGGCUUGGAGGUACUGGUUUGGGACUUGGUAUUGUACAAUCUCUGGUACGUCUGAUGCAUGGAGAAAUUGGAAUUGUGGACAAGGAAAUAGGAGAAAAAGGAAGUUGCUUUAGAUUCAAUGUUCUUCUCUCUGUAUGUGAGGCUACGUCUUACAAUGAUACCAAAGAAGAAAAUAUUGAAAUAGUGAUUGAUUCCAUGGAUGUUAUGCAUCAAGAUGACUCUGGAAUAACUAGUACUCAGACUCAUAGCCCCACGUUGAACAUUCAAAAACCAAGUCCCCGCUUGAUCAUUCACUCUCCAAGCCUUGGAAUCGGUGUUCGUCACCCAUCCAGUCCUAAGGUAGAGGGUUCGAACGUCGUUUUGUUGAUCAAAAAUCACCAACGACGAAUAAUUUCGCAGAAGUUCAUGGAAAGCCUUGGGAUAAAAGUACUAGUGGUGGAUCAAUGGGAACAACUUCCUCAUACUCUUAAGAGAGUAAAACACAAAUUAUGGAACAACACUUUCCAUCACAGUCUUUCAGGGAAAUUGGAUUUUAGUUUCCACAAUGAUUGCUUGAGCAAAUCUGCAUCCGGUAACUCCAGCUUUGGAGCAAAUGAUUUUCCUUUAACUUCCAUUGAUGCAAAUAACAAUUACAUAAUCUCACUAUUCAAAAAGACACAUCUUCGCGGUGCAUCGGGCAUCAUAUUACUAGUAAUCGAUGUCACUGCAGGACCAUUUUCAGAACUAUAUAAGAUUGUAAGCAAAUUCAAAAGUAAACUUCACGGUGAUUUUUGUACUUGUAAGGUUGUUUGGCUGGCAAAUCCUCUUUUACAUGAUAGGAUUGGCUUCAACAGCAAGAGGGAUAUUUUCGAUUCAGACGAUAUUAUCAAGUAUAAACCUUUCCAUGGAACUUGUUUGUACGAAGUGGUGAGAAUUCUUCCAGAGUUUGGUGGUCCAUUUCCAAAGAGAGGAAGUGCAAGAGUUGCUGAAACUCCAUGUUCAUCAUAUAGGUACCAUGAGCAAGAACUUCAUCAGGAGGGAAAUAUUCAAGAGGAAAGUGAGAAGCCCUUGAAGGGAAAGAAGAUUUUGAUUGCUGAAGAUAGUAGUGUAUUGGGCAAACUUGCUAAGCAUCAAACUUCACGGCUUGGUGCUAGUGUUGAGCUCUGUGAGAAUGGAAAGGAAGCUUUGGAGCUGGUUUGCAAUGGUUUGGGGAAGCAAAUGAAACAAGGAGGAGCUUCCAUGAUUCUUCCUUAUGACUAUAUUCUGAUGGAUUGCAAGAUGCCAAUAAUGGAUGGGUGUGAAGCAACUAGACAGAUAAGGAAGAUAGAGGAGUCUUAUGGUAUUCAUGUUCCAAUCAUUGCAUUGACCGCUUACGGAGAUGGUGAGGUAGUCACCAUGACCAUCAAGGCUGGAAUGGACGCUCACUUGUGCAAACCUUUGAGAUCAGAGCAUCUCUUAGAAGCCAUCAGAAACAUCCACAAUGCUCUACCUACCUAAGAGAAUGCACGUUCACAGUAAAUAUCGACUAAUUCAUAAAUACAAUUAAAUUUAUAUGCAG
Molecule: messenger RNA, 2377 nt
Organism: Ziziphus jujuba (common jujube)
Lineage: Eukaryota; Viridiplantae; Streptophyta; Magnoliopsida; Rosales; Rhamnaceae
Product: histidine kinase CKI1
Exons: 4
Coding region: 1-2316 (771 amino acids)
Biological process (GO): phosphorylation; phosphorelay signal transduction system
Cellular component (GO): nucleus
Molecular function (GO): phosphorelay sensor kinase activity
Source: RefSeq, a predicted model, not a curated record